Rhineura floridana is the source of this 5930-nucleotide messenger RNA. It is a transcript of the gene ARRB1, whose product is annotated as arrestin beta 1. Gene Ontology annotation, biological process: signal transduction; visual perception; G protein-coupled receptor internalization. Gene Ontology annotation, molecular function: G protein-coupled receptor binding. The coding region runs from base 473 to 1708 and encodes 411 amino acids. The transcript has 15 exons. NCBI's taxonomy places the organism in Eukaryota, Metazoa, Chordata, Lepidosauria, Squamata, Rhineuridae. The record is from RefSeq and is a predicted model, not a curated record.
GUCCCCAAGGCGCGCGCGGAGAGGAGGCGGGCGCGGCGCGGCAUGGUGGCCGCAAGCUCCGCGUGCUGGAGAUCGUGACGCGCGUACGGAGAAGGAGGAGGAGGAGGAGAAAGAGGAAGGCGAAGGGGGGCGGCUUCUCGGAGCUGCGCGCGGGUUGCAGGAGCCCCGGGCUGGGAAGGCGCGCGCGGGGGAGCCAGCCGGUCCGUGCGCUUGGUCCGUCUAGUCCAGGCAGAGGAGGCGGGGCAGGCAUGGCGCAGCGGCAGCAGCAGCAGCAGCAGCAGCAGCAGCAGCAGCCGCCCCGUCCGUGAGGCAGCAGGCAGGCUCUCCUCCGUCCGGAGCUGCUUCUGGCCGCCGACCCGCAGCCGGCGCCCCAGGCGGAGAGCCCUCGCUCGCCUUGCAGCGGAGGCCGGCAGCGCCGGAGCCCUCGUCGUCGGGACUGCCUCCUGCUCCCGGCGCGCGGCUCUCUCGGGCCAUGGGCGACAAAGGCACCAGGGUGUUCAAGAAGGCCAGUCCCAACGGAAAGCUCACGGUCUACCUUGGAAAGCGGGACUUUGUCGACCACAUAGAUGUUGUCGAUCCAGUUGAUGGCGUCGUGCUGGUUGACCCAGAAUACUUAAAAGAAAGGAAAGUGUUUGUCACCCUGACAUGCGCCUUCCGCUAUGGGCGUGAGGAUCUGGACGUCCUGGGCCUGACCUUUCGCAAGGACCUCUUUGUCGCCAACAUCCAGGCCUUCCCGCCUGUCGCUGAGGAGAAGAAGCCUCUGACGCGGCUCCAGGAACGGCUGAUUAAGAAGCUUGGUGAGCAGGCCUACCCUUUUACCUUUGAGAUUCCUCCCAACCUGCCUUGCUCUGUGACACUGCAACCUGGACCUGAGGACACAGGAAAGGCUUGCGGCGUUGACUAUGAGGUCAAAGCUUUCUGUGCAGAGAAUCUAGAGGAGAAAAUCCACAAGAGGAACUCCGUGCGCCUGGUGAUCCGCAAAGUCCAGUAUGCGCCUGAGCGACCAGGACCACAGCCCAUGGCUGAGACCACCAGGCAGUUCCUCAUGUCUGAUAAGCCCCUGCACUUGGAAGCUUCCCUGGACAAAGAGAUUUACUACCACGGGGAACCGAUCAAUGUCAACGUUCAUGUGACAAAUAACACCAACAAGACGGUGAAGAAGAUUAAAAUCUCAGUACGCCAAUACGCAGACAUUUGCCUCUUUAACACAGCCCAGUACAAAUGCCCAGUUGCAGUGGAGGAAGCGGACGACGUGGUGGCUCCAAGCUCGACAUUUUGCAAAGUCUACACGUUGACCCCGUUUCUCGCCAACAACCGGGAGAAGCGCGGGCUCGCCUUAGAUGGGAAACUCAAGCACGAAGACACCAAUCUGGCAUCCAGCACACUGUUGAGAGAUGGUGCCAAUAAGGAGGUCCUGGGCAUUAUUGUCUCGUACAAAGUGAAAGUGAAGCUGGUGGUCUCUCGGGGAGGCGACGUAGCUGUGGAGUUGCCUUUCACCCUAAUGCACCCGAAGCCGAAGGAGGAGCCAUUGCUCAGGGACGUUCCAGAAAGCGAAGCUCCGAUUGACACAAAUCUCAUAGAACUGGACACAAAUGAUGAUGACAUCGUUUUUGAAGACUUUGCCCGCCAGAGACUGAAGGGGGCGAAGGACGAGAAGGAGGAAGAUGAUGAGGAUGGAACGUACUCCCCGCAGCUGAACGACAGAUAAACUGGUUUUUCUUCCCAGCGUCUUGCUUCGUUUUGAAAGUUUUAACACCCAAGCACUAGGCUUCUUAUCUUUUAUAUCAGGUUUUUUUUUCAGGGAGGGGGGUGUAGGGGGUGCAUUGUUCCUUUGUUUUCUAAACCAUGACCAGGAGCCUGCGUGGCUCAGAGAGAUGAAGAGUCCUGUGCUUUUUUAAAAAAAACACCCUGCAAGCCACAGAUUUGCUGACGGGCUCUAAGGAAGAGCAAACACCCAUUUGUGAGCCACGCUUGGGGUCUGUGUGUGUUUAUAAUGUUGUUGUUUGGCCGCGGGGGAGUGGCAUUGCAUGGUAACUGCUCUGCUUUUUGCUUUGGUGUGGAGAGACAGAGAGAGAGAGCAGACAGAGAAAUCCUCCUCCUCUCUUAAUGCUAAGUCACAGGGUCCCCACCCAAAGAAACUGAUGGUUAGUGGCUCAAGGACAGACAAAGCAAAGGCUUCGCUCCUUCAAGCAUUGCUUAAAGUAACCUGUGGAACUCUUUGCCACAAGAUAUGGCAAACUCUUUAAAGGUGAUAGGUCUGUCCAUGGCUAUUAAGGCAGGAGGCGAGGGCUUAGAGAUGCCUGCUGUUGGAGGCUGAAGACGGUGGACUUCGGGCCUGAUCCAGCAGAGUGCUGUGCUCUAUUCCCUCAACUCCAAAGUUUUCCAUCACAAACUUUAUUGCCCAAAGGCCGUUGCUCCAGGGCAUUUCAAGCCUUCAACGCUUUUGAAAUGUUUCGUCUGGCCUUGCAGAGAUGGAGAAUUCUGCCCCCUCCCUGCUCCCUCCCCUCCCAUUUACAUUCUAAACACUGGUUUCACCAGUGGGGGGCUUGAGAGCUAGCACAUUUGGUCAGUUUGCCCAGAUUUACCCUUCAGCCCCCACUCAUAAUUCAAGACCUGCAAAGAUUGUGGCGGGGGGGGGGUUGCUGCUGCUGUUACAACUUACAGCCCUGGGUUCAACCUUUUCCCACUCCAGUGCUUUGCUGUACUCAGCUCUGAGAAGGCAGCUUGGGGUGGAGAGCUUUCCUGCUGCUCAGUUUACAGGUAGAGCCAGUGUGGCAUAGUGGUUAGAGUUUUGGACCUGGGAGACCAGGGUUCGAAUCCCCACAUGGCCAUGAAGCUCACUGGGUGAUCCUGGGCCAGUCACUGCCUCUCCACCUCAGAGGAAGGCAAUGGUAAACCCCUUCUGAAUACCACUUACCAUGAAAUCCUAUUCACAGGGUCGCCAUAAGUCAGAAUCGACUUGAAGGCAGCCAGUUACAUUUUUACUCAGUUUUUACUUGCAGGCAGGUCAACAAGCCAGGCCAUCUCCCCUCCACACACACCCCCAGGUGUUCUAAGGACCAGGGAGGAAAGGAGCUGUCCAUUUAGGUUCUCUGUUUCUCAUUUUUUCCAUCUUAAAUUCAGUUCUCCACAUUUCUGCAGCAAUUUGCAACAAAAAUCCUCAUGAAAAUUCUCCAGCAUUUUAGCGAGAAUUGCUCCUCCUGAAUACAUUUUGGUAUGCAUUCUUGACUAAUGUUCACAUUUUUGCAAGUAAUUUCUGCUAAUGUAAUGCAUUUUUGUAUGUUGUUUUCACUAAUAUAUUCAUUUCUAUACUUUAAUAUAUGCAUUUUUUGCAAACAUUGCUAAGUUGGAGAACCACAUUGCAAAACCCAGAGGCAUGCGAAUUUCAAAGGAUGCCUGUGCCAGUUCUCACGUUUCAGAAAGUGUGGAUUUGAUAGUUUUAAAUGUGAAUUGAAUCAGAUUUCUUUCCUGUCCUAUCUAAACCCUUUAUAAAAUGGGUUUCGUGCCAUUAUUGUUUACCCCAACCUUUAGAAUGCUUGGGAGGGGAAAUUGUGUCCUUGUGCCAUAUCCACAGGAGAAAGGGGGCCAACCUAGGAGCAGGUGCCUCAGUACUGAGUCAGACCCACUGGUCCAUCUAGUUCAGUAUUGUCCACACUGAUCGGCAGCAACUCUUCAGGGUUUCAAGCAGGAGUCUCUCCGAGCCCCACCUGGAGAUGCCGCCAGGGGUUCAACUUGGGACCUUCAAGGCAUGCCACUGAGCUAUGGCCCUCCUCACCUAAGUGAGAGGAAGACUGGCCAAGCUUCAUCAGAGAGACUUGGAAGCAUCACCAAAGGCCUUGCAAGAAAGCCUGAUGCUGAUGAAAAAGGGCCAAUUAGACAGUGUUUUUGUCGGGCCCAGAGAAUCUGGCGCAUUAGUUUACUGCAGGGCAUCUCAACUCACUGUAGGCAGAGAAAUUCCCUGGAAUUCUCCAUUUCCGAUGGGUGCAUGUUGUUCCUGAGCUCCUUUCUGCUGUCCCUGUGCAAGGGGCAGUUGCAGCCGCAGUAGCCGGGGGAAUUGUGUUGGCCUCCAUUUUGCAUCCUCCACAAUGCCACAUAGCAUUCCAGGGCACUGUUUUGGGGGAUGGGGAUUGGCCUAAAAAAAUGCUGAAGAAUAUUCGGAGAAAAUUUUGCAAAAUGCCCUUCUUUUCUUUAAGGGACUGAGAAAAAGAAAAAUCUCAAGACUGUGAGUUGCAUCCCAUGUUAGUCCUCCAGUUUUUUUGUUGUUAUGUGCCUUCAAGUCGACUAUGACUUACGGCGACCCUAUGAAUCAGCGACCUCCAAGAGCAUCUGUCGUGAACUGCCGUGUUCAGAUUUUGUAAGUCCAGAUCUGUGGCUUCCUUUAUGGAAUCAAUCCAUCUCUUGUUUGGCCUUCCUCUUUUUCUACUCCCUUCUGUUUUUCCCAGCAUUAUUGUUUUUUCUAGUGAAUCAUGUCUUCUCAUGAUGUGUCCAAAGUAGGAUAACCUCGGUUUCAUCAUUUUAGCUUCUAGUGACAGUUCUGGUUUAAUUUGUUCUAACACCCAAUUAUUUGUCUUUUUCGCAGUCCGUGGUAUGCACAAAGCUCUCCUCCAACACCACAUUUCAAAUGAGUUGAUUUUCCAUUUCUUGUUUGACAAUUUCUAACUUUGCCUGGUUCAUGCUUCUCACAUUCAAUGUUCCUAUUGUUUGUGUCUCUAGACAGAGUAACGUAUUGAAAUUCUGAGUUAGUCAUGUUCAUUAAUUUCAAUGGGUCUACUCAGAGUAUUUUCUCGCCAAAAUGUCUUCUGAGUCAUUACAACUUGGCUAUACUGGAGACUUCUGCUCCCUGCAAACUUAGCUGUCUGGGAAAGAUUGAUAUACUGCCGAUUCCCUUCCAGAGCAAUUCUGUCACUCAGAAUGAGUCCCUCUUUGCAAGUGGAGGGAUUCCAGUUUGCAGAAGGGAGGGGUUAUUUUGGAGACCUUGACAAUUUGGCGGUGAGUGGGUCACUCCAGCCCAGCUUCUGCAGGUUGUAGGAUACUAGAGGCAUGCAACCAAUAAGGUUGCCAACCGGCAAAGAAAAUCAAGUCCUGGCUGCUCCUGUGUCUUUAGAAGUGGUUUGGCAGGUAAGAAACCUGUUGCUGAAGUGUGGGAUGAAAUCAUAUCGAGCUGCCAUUAAAGGAAACUUCCUCUAGUGUCUGUACAAAUCCUGGCAACCCUCAAUACUCAAGAUAUAUAACACCUCAAGGGAGAGUGUUACCAUUUAAAAGUCCAAGAAAGUAACAAAAAAGUUUCUGAUCAUUUUUUAAAUGAAACACUACAUUUGAAUAUAUUUCCUAUAAAAGUUAGCCUUGUGUGGAUGCCGAUUUGGACAUCUGGAGGCCUUCUACAUUUAAUUUAGAAUGGAUGUACUGAUGAUGGCUAUUUAACUCUUAUGUGAGCUGACAAGGGGUUUUUUUUUUUACUUCUCCCCUCUCUUUUAAGACGCAAAAAAAUAAAUGCUUAAAUGAAAAGCAGCAUAUCAAUACCCAGAAUAAAUAAAUAGUUGCAACAAGGCCAGGAGCAGCAAACCAGAGUUGAGUUUAGGUCUCAAACUGCCUUUGUUCUUAUUCCAUACCAUAGUUGUGUUUCACGUUGAUUUAUUUAGACCUUGGUAGGUCUGUGCUGCAGGGUUUGUUUGGGUCUUGGACUUGUGUAUCGAGCUUUCAGGUUGAGAGGCGGGCAGAGCAGUCCCAGGAGAGUUGUGGGGAGGUGGAGGGAGAGUGUGUGUGUGUGUGUGCGUACGUGUGUGUCGAUAGCAAAGUAAGCCCUUUGCUAACUCUAGCUAACCAAACUGGGCCACGUGGUACAUUUUGUAACGUGAUUCCUUUGUACUGUUACUUAAAAAAAAAAACCCACCUUGGCUCCCUCCACUGCAUCUGUAAUGGUUUCUGUGUUU